This is a messenger RNA of Coffea arabica (coffee), 846 nucleotides long. RefSeq lists its product as uncharacterized. NCBI's taxonomy places the organism in Eukaryota, Viridiplantae, Streptophyta, Magnoliopsida, Gentianales, Rubiaceae. The record is from RefSeq and is a predicted model, not a curated record. Gene Ontology annotation, molecular function: nucleic acid binding. Gene Ontology annotation, biological process: DNA integration.
AUGAAAACGGGAUCCUACCCUCCUGAUACUGAUUCUGUUGCAAAAAGUUUCUUACGCAGAAUGUCAGCAAGAUUUUUCUUGAAUGGAGAAAUACUAUACAAGAAAACAUCUUAUUUGGGCCUUCUGAGAUGCAUCAAUGAAGAGGAAGCCGAUUAUAUGAUGAAAGAAGUGCAUAGUGGGAUUUGUGGACCACACAUGAAUGGACAUCUACUGGCUAAGAAAAUCAUGAGAACAAGAUAUUUUUGGCUUACCAUGGAACAUGACUGUGUAGAUUUUGUUAGAAAGUGUGUUAAGUGUCAAAUGUAUGGUGAUGUUAUACGUGCUCCUCUUACAGAAUUGUAUAGUAUGACUACUCCAUGGCCAUGUUCAAUCUGGGGAAUGGAUGUGAUCGGAACUAUUGAUCCCCCUGCUUCAAAUGGGCAUCGAUUCAUCUUAGUGGCGAUUAAAUAUUUCACCAAAUGGGUUGAGUCUACGUCCUAUAAGCAUGUGACUAAGAAAGUGGUGUCGGAUUUCUUGAAAAAUAAUAGCAUCUGUCGUUUUUGGGUACCAGAGACGUUGAUCACCGAUAAUGCCAAAAACCUCAACAAUGUUCAAGCACACCUGGAUUGGCAUGAGAAACUGCCUUAUGCACUGAUGGCGUACAGAACUACAAUCAGAACUUCUACAAGGACAACUCCUUACUCUCUUAUGUAUGGAAUGGAAGCAGUACUGCCUGCAGAAGUUGAAAUUCCUUCCUUACGCAUUCUAAUGGAGGCUCAGAUAGAAGAAGCUGAAUGGGUCCGAGAACGUCAGGAGCAGUUGUCUCUCAUUGAUGAAAAAAGGUUGAAUGCUGUUUGCCAUGGAUAA